Molecule: messenger RNA, 11931 nt
Organism: Dimorphilus gyrociliatus
Lineage: Eukaryota; Metazoa; Annelida; Polychaeta; Dinophilidae
Source: the annotation of a GenBank genome assembly
GCAGUUUGUCGAUUUUCGUCGCCGAACCAACCACCAAUUGCACCUAUUUUGAAAGGAGACUAUUUCUGUUUGAAUUUACUCAGUAUAUAUAUUCAUGUCUGCGUGUACUUUUUGGAAUAUGUAAAUAUAUUUAUAUAUAUAUAUAAUUUAUAUAUAAUAUAUAUAUAAAUAUAUAGAUGCACUAAUAUUCAUAUAUAUAUAUAUAUACAUAUAUAAUUUACAUAUAUAUGUAUAUAUAUAUGUAUGUUCAUAUAUAUGUAUAAAUAUAUAUAUAUAUAUUAAUAUACAUAUACAUAUAUAUAUAUAUACAUAUACAUGUAUAUAUAUAUUUAUUUUUAUUUAUGCAUUUAUAUACAUAUAGAGAUAUAUGCAUAAAUUUUUUAAUUGAUAGCUAAUUAUAAGAAAAUAUAUGAGCAUACGUAUGUAAAGAGGGAUAUGCUACUUUAUACGUAAGUGCAUAGAUAAACGUGUCUCACUUCUUUCUGCGUUGAUCUUAUUUGUGCCUAUUCUAUAAACUGUUCAUUUUACUAUUGAAACGGAGAAAAGAAACAAUAAAGGAGAGAUAAAUAAAAUUAUCAGAAGAAGAAGCCUUUAGAAUCUUCAUUGUUCUCACUAAUUUUAGAGGAAGGAAUUUUAUUCAUUCCAGCCUCCUUUUACCAGGUAAGAAAUUUCUUAUAUUUUCUUUUUCUUGUGAGUUUAAUAUUAGAAUGAUAGCGCUAGAUAUCAGAAUGAUUUGAAUGGUGAAAGGGAAUGAUAAACGUAUUCAGAGAGUGAAAGAGAAAGAGAGAGAGAGAGAGGAGAGAGUGAAAAAAUGAUUGAAUACUGUGAAAGAGAGACGAUGACAACUCGUAAUGUAUACGCAUCGUUAGAUAGAAAGAAUGAAAAAGAGUUAAAAAAAAAAACAAGGAUAAAAUUAUUCCCUUAAUUUUUUGAUUGCCAAGUAAGUCGAUUUAUUCAUUGUAUAUCGCUUGAACGGAUUCUUUGAUAACGUUUAUAAGGAAUCCAAUUGAUUUGUAACAAAUAGAAGGAGGAAUUGGGUGAAAAAAUUACAGCGUUUUUUAAGAAAUUCAACUUUUUUUGGCCACUUUUGAAAUACUGUUUAAAUUACAUAUCAUCUAAAUACAAAAAUGUACUAGUUACUUUAAUUUGCAUAGCUUUGAAAAACGGAGAAUAACAUGUGGAAACGCCGUAAUAAAUAUUCAAUUACUGUAAAUAAGAUAAACUGUUUAUUUAGAGUACAUGUAUAUUUUUUCCCAUUUUAGCUACACUGCUAUCUAGUUACAGUUGAUUGGGUCAAAGCUGUAAAAAUAAUUAUUCUUUUUUUAUUUUUAGAAUUUUCUUCCUUUCUUUCUUUUUCUCUCACCCGCUCACUCACUCUCUCACUCACUCUCUCUCUCUCUCUCGCACACACACACACUCUCUCUUUCUUUUUGCUUCUGAUAAGAUAGCAUCUUUUUUUACCAUUGUUUCAUAUUUGAGUUUAUGCUUCAAAUGGACAAAGAAACUAGUAAAUAGAAAAUAUUUUAUUACGGUAUAUGUUACUAGAAAGUUUUCUGGUUUACUUCUUUAUCGCUCUGGAAUGACAUAAAAAAUGUUUCUCAACCGGAAAGAGGUUUACUUAUCCAUCUAUCGGUCGUAAAUUUCAAGUUUUAAGUGUUUCCCUCCAUCAGGAAUGAGAAAAAAUCAAACAUAUGCCCGUGUAUUAUAUUCUUUUUAUAUUUGUGAUUUUUAUCAGCAUUUUAAUUAUGGUUAGAAGGUUUAAGAGGCUUACAAAGCGAGUAUUACAGUAAAAAGGCUAUGUUAUACAUACACUUAAAGCUAAUAUUCUUAAGGGGUAAGGACGUUAGAACUGGGGUGUUGUCCAUUAUUUUUAUUUGUUCUAUUUAUCUUGAAACAUGAAAAGUUAUUCGGAAAAUUUUUUUACCAUUUUCACAUCAACAUGUAGAUUACCUAAAAAAAGAGAAAGCCAACUAAUCUAGACACGAUACCCACAUUAUUAAGUACUACCAGCUUAGAAACUAGAAAAACACAUUUUUUUUAGCCAGGUAGAUAAUACUUUGAUUAAAGAAAAAAAUUAUUUACUAUAAAGUUUAUAAUAAUAGUAAUAAACAUAUAAAAAAAGCUGGCGAAAAUCUCUUUAAUAUCUGUAUGCUUUUUUGUGAUUAAAGGAAUAGGACAAUCUCUUCAAGGUAAAGCAAUUGGAAAGAGGUCAAAUUUUUUUCCCGUAAUGAUACUAAUUGUAUACAUUUUGUUCUUGGAAAAGUAUUUACUUUAAGCGAAAUUGAAUUUCAAAGUACCGUGACAUGAAAUUAAAUUCACCACAGCAAUAAUUUUAUAAGAAAGAGAAGUAAACUCAGAAAUAUUUCCAAUAUAUGUUUACCUUAUAAUGUCAAAAUUGAUAGAUACAAAAGGAAACACUACUUUCCUCUUUCCCUUUUUUUUAUGGCAUUUAUUUUUUGUAUUUUAUUUUUAAUUGUAAAAUUAUCUAGUUUAUAUAUCAAUUUUCUGUUUACAGGCAAUUAACAACACAUGUACCUGUUGUAAUAUAUCUUUAUAUCUAUUUUUUUUUCUUUUUAAUGGAUUAUCCUUCUAAAACAUUAAAUUGUUCGAUAGAUACGCCUCUAUUGUUUUAUGUAAUUCGCUUGCCCCUCCAUCAAUUUCUCUAACCCUAUCCGUAUAACAUAUACGAAUCAUUUAUCAAGCUGCUAUAGAAACAGUAAUUAAACUUAAUCAGACAUCCAUCAACAAAUUCUCCAUUUCCGCUAUAGGCUUGAGAGCAUGACUUUAACUUAACAAAAGGCAUUACGAAAGAAGGUUAAAAAGAACAAAAAGUUUUAAAAAAGAACACUUGGAAAGAGAGAGAGAAAAGGGGGAAAUAGAAUAGGAAUAUUGAAAAAAAAUAUACAUAGUCAUAUAUAAAAAAAAAGGAAAUGGCGUUUAAUCCAAACCGAUACUAUUUCACAAUACCGUUCAAUAAAGAGCGUUCGUAAGCUAUAAAAUUUACCGAACGUGAGAAACCUAUUGAUAUUACGUAAUAACGUUGAAUUCCCAUCACAGUCAUUUCUCCAACAGAAAAUCUCUUUAGAACUUCUAAUGAGGUGUCUGUACACAAUACAUUACCUCGAUGUGCUAACUUGUUGCUUAUGAGAGGGAAUCAGUGACUGGGUCGAUCUUGCGUUAAAUGAGCUAUUUUAAACUUCUGAAUAAUGACGUCAAUCAUCUUGCAAAUGAUUCGAAUGAAGCUUAAAAUUGCAAUCAACCACCGCAAUAUUCAUUUACUCUUUAUCUUAUAGAAAAGGCUGUACUAUAUUUAGAAUAUUCUUUUACAGUUUUUUAUUCAAUGUACAUGUACAAAUUAGAACGUAUAUUCGAAUGGAAAAAAGUACGCAUGUACAGAUGUUCAUUUAUGUCAUAUACAGCACAUGAAAUAAUCCAGUGUACGUAUGCAUACAUAUUGAUAUACUGUAUAUAUAUAUAUAUAUAUAUGUAUAUCAAGUAUAUAGACUAUUUAUACUACUUAGGAAGGUAAUAAUAUCCUUUUUAUGUGUCACAGCCCUCGAAAUUUCUUGUAGAAAUAACAAUUAAUUUCAACUAAAUUCAUUAGAUCGUAUGAAGUCAAUCAGAGCGUAAAAAUAGACCUAAAUCAUCACCCUUUCUUUUAUCAAAUAAAGGAUACUUGGUUUAGAUGUCGACACUAUUUUAAUUUGCUUUAUUUUGUAAGAUAACGAAUUCCCUAGAGUUUUCUAUCUUUAUCUUUUUAUCUGUACACUUUUCAUCAGAAGUUAAAGCUCAAGAGAAAUAAGUCUAGCUAGUUAUGCGCAGCCGGUAGACGCUCCCCACUCCCUCUCCUCUCUAUACUUUAAAUUAUUUUUUAAGGUUCCCACGACAAUGCUUUUAGAAAUGCCAAAGUUACAGUAUAAAGAUGAUAAACAAUGGUAUUUUCUCUUUAUUCUUCAACUUUAAGCAUCCUAAAACUUUAUUAAACUUUUAAUCCUUCUGUAUCAAUUUAGGCCUAAAAGCGAAAGCAUUUAAUGAAAUGACGAUGUUGCAAAGUCUCGACAAGAGUGUUAACAAAUAGUAAUAUAUCAAUUGAAGGUCUACUACUUUACUAGAAAUUACUUUUUUUUUUAUGUAUACUUUAAAUGUUAUACUACCUAUUUUUCAUUAAUAGAAAAUAUAUAACAAUAUAUUUACGUAUCAAUUACAAAAAGGCUAACAUUUUAAAAUAUUGUAAUAACAAAGAUUAGUGGAAUAUGUUUUCUAACAGAUUAACUUUUUGUUUAUGAACAAAAUUAUUUUACAGAGGAAAAAUUUUUUUACUAAAAACAGAAAAGAUAUUAAUGCGAUACAGGAAAAACAUCUUCGUUAUGUAUUAAUACAAUCUUCAUUCUCUAUUACUGUAUAUACAGUAUUUUACGAUUCCAAGAAAUGUCUUUUCUUUUUUUUUUUGCCCUAUAAGAAUCAGUCAUUGACUAAGCGAAGAUAUAUAUAUAUAUAUAUAUAUAUAUACAUUAAUAUAUAUCAAGGCAUACAUUUACAAAUUUAUAUAUUAAGUUAACUACUAAGUAAAUAUUGUAUCAUGAACUCUAAUACAAGGAUAUUUAAUUUUUCAGGAUGUGAAUAAUACGCAUUUUAUGUAUAGAAACCUACGUAUAUUAAUAGCAAUACCAAGUUACUAGUACAAAGCUUAUUAUUAUGAUUACUAUAUUUUUAUUAGAAUAUGACAAGAAUCAAUUGGAAGCGUCUCUCUAUAAUUAUCUUGACUAUCUGUUCCGAAAAUGGCAUUAUCCACCGUUAAAAAAAAGGGGAUAACUUUUUCUUUUAUCUAAUCAAUAAUAUGCAGCUAAUUUAGAAUUUUUUAGUCUAAAAUCUAAAUAACAUUUGUUUUAUUCUCUUGUCCUUCUCAUCGCCUUUUUUUUUCUCUUCUUUUCAUUUGCAAAAGAUUGUUCGACUUUAUUAGUUUCAAUUAUAGUAAUACUUAGAUUGGCAGAGACACUUAUUCAUUUUGCUUGUUUUAUUUUCUUAUAAAAUUUAAAUAAAAGUUAAUUAUUUAGACUAGAUGUGAAUUUUAUUUGAAAAAUAUUAGAUCUGAUCAUAAUAGAGGUCACAUUAUAAAUAAAGAAUAUAUCAAGAAUAUUCUGUAUAUAUAUAUGUAUAUUUGUAUAGUAGUAGAAAUAAAAUAAAGUAUAUUUGAUCUAGGAAAGAUAUGGAAUGCAUGCGAAUACGCGCAUAUGUCUUGUGUCCGCUAUAAAUCACUUUGGAAUGAACAUAACAAAAAGAUAAGAUUGCAUUUUAAUUUUGCUUUAUACCCCGUUUGACAAUUAGAAGUAAGAUUACCUUUAGAUGUUUGGUUUAUAAAAAAAAAGCGUUACUCUAAUUUGCCUCUUAUCGGUAGAACUAAGGAAUAAAAGAUUUCUCAAAAGAAAAUUUCCGGAUUAUUCCUAAGUAGAAGUAGUUGAGAUAUACAGGAGCUUAAAAAGGUAAAGAAGAGGAAAAAGUGAGAAAGAAGCUUCCUGAUAUUGAACGAUAAUUAAGUACUUCUUUUCUUCUGUGAGAAAAUAAAGGUUUGGAAAUAAGUAUAAGAGUUUUAUAAUGAAUGAAUGGAUAGAUGAAAGAGUCAGUGAGUACGGAUGAAAAGUUUAUUAAAACUAUAUUGAAUUUUAAAUAUUACAUAAAUUAUCAGUGCGUUACAGUUUCUGUUCUAGUGUACUGUGUUUAUAUAUAUAUAUAUAUAUACAUACAUACAUAUGUAUACUGAAUAUUAUCAUAUACAGGCAUAGAGAACUAUUAAUUGCCUAUAAUAUAAUACAAAAGUUUACCUGGCUAAUUAAUCAAUUAACCAUGAAAAAAACCAAUUUAUUCCAGGUGAAACAUUUGGCUAAUAGGGGAAAUUUCAAAAGAAUAGAAAAACCAUUUUUAUUCAAAAUGAACAAUUCUACUGGACAAUUUAAUGGUACUGUAGAUCCAGUGCAUACGCAUGAUUGCAUAAUUUUCAGAUUGGGUCUGUACACUGUACUUGGAUUCUUCUGCAUACUGGGUUUUAUCGGUAACGCUAUAUCGAUAUCCGUCCUAUCAAAGGACCAUACGUCACCGAUAGCAAGAUUCCUCCUGCAGACAAUCUCUUUAGCCGAUAACGCCUUCCUAUGUAUAUGGAUAAUGCAGUAUACAAUUCGUUAUUAUAUCGAAUACGCAUUGGGCGGCGCUGGGAAUAGUCCAGCGUGGUUAUAUACCAGAGUUUUUACAUUUCCUCUACUUUAUAUGGCGCAAACAGAAACAAUUUGGUUAACUGUUGUUAUAGCUUUGAAUCGCUACAUGGCGGUUUGCAAACCAUACUUGGGGGCUCGCUAUUGUAAUACACCCAUUACGGUAUACAGAGAAGUUGCUGUUGUUACUGCCUUCAGCAUACUCUAUAAUUUACCUCGAUACUUCGAAUUGAAAGUAGUUGAAACUGGAAAUGGAACAGCUUCUUGGGCACCAGCUAACUAUACGGCAAAUUAUUACUAUCGCGUAAUAUAUACAGAUGGAUUUUAUCAACUAUUCUCUUUUAUAUUGCCCUUAAUAAUAUUGGCGUAUGUUAAUAUAAACGUUACAUUGGCCUAUCGAGCGGCACAGAAACGGAAACAGAAGAUGAUAGGCAGGGCUAGAAAAGAGACUAAUGAGAACAAUAUAACUCUUGUUAUGAUAAUCAUCGUUUUGGUUUUUAUGUUAUGCCUUGCUCCAGCUAGAAUAGUACAAUUGGUGACCCAAUAUAAAUAUGAUCAUUGUCACGAGACAGCUUUCUACGUAAUUCACGUAGUGAACGUUUUAGAGGUAAGCUACUUUCUUUAAUUUUUCUUUAUUUAUUUAUUCACCUUAUUCUUUUCUUUUUCUCUUUUUUCUCCAAUAUUUUCUAUACUCAAGGUAAAAAAAUAGUCAAUUUAAGAUAUUAAAAUCUAUAUUAGUGCCUUUCUGAAACUAAUUAAUUAAAUUAUAAAGUUUAUGAUUACAUUUUUAUAUAGAAAAAUAAAACCAGUAAUAUAGGAAUUUCUAUAAAAUUACACUAUAUGUAUCUUUAGCCUAAACUCUAUAUGUAUAAGAGUAUACAGUAUAUAAUUUACUUACUAUAUUGUAAAUUGUAUAUAGAUAAUUAAAAUAUAUGUAUAGAGAGCCCAAUGUUUGCAGUAUUUAUAUUUAGAAAAUGGAAAAAUAAUCAAUCCCCUAUCAAUAGUUGCCUCCUUAUUUAUUCUACCUAUUCAUGUUCAUGGUAAAGUUAUAAUUAAUUUUCAAUUAGCUAUGUUUAUCAUCUAUUGUUGUUCAGAAAAAAAAUUGUCUUGUUUAUAAGUGAGAUUGUAUUAGGACACGACACUAAGUAGAUAAAGAAAUAUAGCUCGCCAUAGAGCCAUUAUAGUAUAAAAAAAAUAGAGAAUAGAAAGACAGAUAGGAAAAGACUUGCAUGCAUAAAUAAGACAUGGAAGAGGGCUUUUGAAAGAGAGCGACGAAGAAAAGAGAGGGGGGAGAAGGGGUAGAAAGAAAAGGACUGAUGAUGAUGAUGAUGCUGAUGAAUUGGAUAAGCAUGAUAUUGCAAAAUAUAGCGGAUAAAAAUAAAGACCUAAUACUAUAUUCUAAAUACUUUACCCAUUGCAUUUAGAAGAUAGCUUUAAUGAAAACAAACAAACAAACAAAAAACUCAGCUUUUCCAUUAUAAUAAAUAGAUAAUCCAUUGAAGAAUAAAUGAUGAAUAUUCGAAACUCUCCCUUCUUUUCCCCUUUCCACUUCUAUUUCCAAUUUUCUUUCUGUUUUAUCUAGUCGAAACGUUACAAAGAAAGAAAUGUAUUUCAUGUUUAUUUUUAAUUUUUUUCCCUUUUACAACACACAAACAAAAUAUAAUGAAAAAAGAAUAAGAAUGAAUGAACUAGUUCUCUUUUCUAGUCUGCAUAUGUGACGCUAUACGUGUUUUUCUCUUAAUUUAGGCUAUCCGAUGAUUUCAUUAGUGCCCUUUAAAAAAAAAGAAUAUCAUUUUCUUUAAAUAUUCAUGACUAUAUGUUUUAUUAUUUCUCUACUUCUCAUAAAUAAGUUAACAAGAAACGAAUUGGCUUAUGGAAGUCAAUUUGCAACUUUUAAAGAGAGCAUUACAUAUUAUUUAUUGAUUAUUUUGCUAAAUAAUGAGAUAAUGAGAUAAAUGGUUAUCAAAAAUUAAAUAGAGUUAUUCAGCAGUUGAAAGAGCCGUCAUAGAAUUUUGCCUUCGCCUAAUUUCACCCAUUGUUUUUCAACUCUACCGUAUUUAUUAGUUACAAGUCUAUUUUGAAUGUAGUAGAUAAAAUAGUCAUAAUUAUAACACAUAUUGUAUUUAGUUGUCACGGCACUUUCGUUGGACAAUUUUCUCAUUAAUUUGUAAAUACUAUAGUAGCGUGUGCAAUAAGUAGCUACACGUUAUCGGAAACUCGAAGACAAAUCCAGGAAAUUCUUCAGAAUCUACCCUUUUAUUUACAGUGUGUGCAAUAAGCUAAAAGGUUAUAUUCUGGUCGAAUAUAUUAUGUUUCUUUUCUCCUCUCCCUUCUUUUUCUAUUACUAUAAACAGCAGUUGUUUUUCUCUCUUUUCCUGAGGAUGUUCUUGUCAAUCGUCUAUUAUCCCUUUAUUUCCUUGGCUGAUGUGUUACUUGACAAGAAUUUAUAAAGGCAUAAGUUAUAUCUACUCCACUACCUCUUUCUCCUAUCCAUGCAUAACCCUCAGUAGGAAGCGGAGUGUAGCUAGAAAAAAUUUAAGGUGAAGAAGGAGAAAAUGGAAUAAAUGAUGGAAAUAAAUCUACUUAUAUUUUCUUCCAUGAUCAUACUGUACCUCUUUCGUAGCUGGUUACCUGGCAUUUCCUAUUACUUUAGAUAGAAGUUUCUUUUAUCAUACUUUUCCUUUAAGAUCUAAAGCGUUAAUUAUUUUCUUAUAUUUAUAUUAUUUAACACCUAUUUCAACUAAUAUUUAUUAAAAUAUACAAUUAAUAUUACAUGCCCUUUUCUCCUUGCCAAUUGUUUUUUAAAAUAGAAAAUUUCCUUUGGAUAUAUCUUAUAAAAGAAGAUUAUUAUUCCUUGGACUAAUUAGCUGAUUAUAACUGUUUAUACUUCGUAGCUUAUGCAAGUAAUAGCUGAUCUUAGGCACAAGAUCAUGUGACGUCUAAUGAUGUCUAAUUUUCUUAUUUUAAUGAUAAAACACGUAGCAUAUUUCCUAGUUGAUACGAAUCUGAUAAAGAAUAUAUUAACAAGAAUACAGGCUAUGUAUUAAAGGGCACAGUGCAUUAUAUUUUAUAUAUAUAUAUAUUUUCCCUGAUUGAAUCGGCAACGGAAUAAAAACAAUUCUAAUAUAUGGAAAAUAAAUGAGCCUAUUUAUAUAGUUUACAAAUAACAAGGUGCUAACCUUAAAGUAUAAAUGGAAAAGGAACAAAUAUUUUACGUUAUAGGAGAACGUAAAAUAGAAGGGCAAUGCAGAGAGAGAGAGAGAGAGAGGAUUCGGAAAUUAUAUACCUAGAUAAACAAUUCAUAUAAAAUUUUUGGAUGAUUUGAUAAUAAGAAUAGAUAAAAAUAGAUUAGAAGAAACUGAAUAUAAAAAAAGAUCUAUUGUAAAAAAGGCACAUAGAGAGAAAGGAAUGGAUGAGAAAAGAGAUGGUGAAAACGAAUAAAAAUUGAGAAAACUGAGAACCAAGGGAAAGAUAUAACAUUUGUUCUAUUCAUUUAGCCUUUUUAAAGUGUAGAAUGAAAAAAAAGAAACAAUUAAUAGGUUAAGUCCUUUUGUUCGGUAAAUUUUUGCCUAUUUAGGGAUGGGCUUGCUAUGUAACAGUACUAAUAACGACAGUUCCCAAUGGUAUUGUAAUUAGCAAUUCCACUGACCUUAACUUUCCUUUCAUAGAGAGCGACUAAACUAAAUUAAACUUGGUCGUCUAACAAGAGACAAUAUUGGAAAUAUUACAUUCCCUUAAAUAUUAGAGAGAGAUAAGAAGAAACAAAACUAGAGAGAAGGAAUAAGAUUGUUGAUUAUUGUAUUAUUCUAUGUAUAAAUUUGGUAAUUUGUUUUCUAGUUGAUUAUUAACAAAAUAAAAUUUAUGAAUUAUUGCUAUAAGAAAUAUUUUGGAAUAGGAAAAGUUAUUAGUCUUAUUGAUUCUUUACAUUUAUAGUAAUAUACUCUGCCAUAGUUUAAUAUAGAAUAUGAUAAAGGAAACAUUGCUUAACAAAUGUAACAAUUUUCCAUUGUAAUAUAAGAGAUUACCUAUUUUCUUUUCCAUAUAUGCUGUUUAUUCAAGUCCAAAUAUAAUACAUACUCACAGAAACAUACAUACAUACAUAUGUAUAAACAUAUACGUAUAUAUAUAUUAGUAUUACAUAUAUUAACAGCGCAUCAGUAGCGGUAUUGAAAGCAACAAUAAAGUCCAACUGUUACAUUUUCUGUGUUAAAAAAGCAAAAUGAAAUUUUUAACAGAAACCUUGUUGCUAAUAAUUUAUGCAAAUUAGAAUAAAUAUUAAUACUAUAACUAAUAUAUUUCUUGGAAAGUAAAUGUUCUGGGAAAGAGUUAGAAUUACAGACAGGGUAGAAUUUUAGUAGAUCACUUGCAUUAUUAAGAGGAAAAGUUUAUAAGUAACUUCUACAUUUCACUGUCAAUUUAAAAUUGAUUUACUCUUUCUCUCCUUUCCUUUGUCCUCUUUUUCAGCUUUUUCUCUCUUUCUACCUUUCCUUCUCUAUCUCUGUCCUUUCAUUUGCGAUAGCUAAUAACACUAAUGAAAUUAUAUAUGUCAUUUAUUUAACGUUUGAUAGAUUUGUUUGUUUGCAUACUAACGAUUAGAAACUGUUUGCAAGUAAUAAUAUACUUGCUUUAGUGCAUGAUUUAAUAAACUGUUUGGAGGCAAUAUUAUCCCGAUGAAAAGCUUAAAAUAAGUGAGGCAAAUCAUCUAAUUUAGUUCUUUUAAUAUAGAAAUAUUUUAUAUUCCUUUUCCCUUCACUUGUCUAGGUCAGCAAGUUCUUUUCUCUAAAUCACAUCAAUUGGAAAAAGAUUUUAUUUUCUUCAGGGAAAAUUUUCUUUUUGUUCAAUUGCAUCUAUCAGCGUUAUCGUGUAAUAUACAUGGCUUGAUUGCUAAGCUGUCUGUCUGUCUCUGUCUGUCUCUCUUUCUCUCUACCUUUCUUCCUGCUUUUCUCUAAUCCGGCUUUUUUUUUGUACUUUUAUACAGGUUUUGAACAAUUCUGUUAACUUUUUAAUAUAUUUCGUAUUCCGACGUCACUUCCGGGAGAUAUUUUGGACGAAGAUAUGCUGCUGUCGUCCAAGAGGAAUGUUGACUCAUAAAAGCGCCGGGACAACAGAAGGCUUGAGUUUAGUGGCUAUAGAGCGAACAGAACGGAAGAAUGGUGGUCUAAUCGAAGAAGAUGAAGAAGGAGAUAAAUUACAUGCUCAAUGUUGAUAAAAGAAGGAAGAGGAAGGAGAAGAAGGAAAAGAAGAGGAAAAAUGAAAAUUAUUGAUCUACAAAUGAAAAGGAGUUAAAGAGAAAAGAACAUCGAACAAAAUAGAAUUAAAUAUGCGUUUCGAUAAAAAGCAAAGUCCACCGUCUCGAGAGUGUAAAUAGUAUACCGCUAAAUUAAUUACGGUCUUUAGACGCGAUAAGAUACUGUAUUGGCGAAAAAAAUAUGUAUAAAUACAGGAAAUUUAUUGCACUCGCCUUGAUAUGCCUUCUUUGCAGUUGUAAUUUAAUCUUGCAUUCACACAAGAAAGGUAUAAAUUUAUGUUUUAAUUGAAUAUGAUUCUUUAGUCAUGCAUAAACCAUUUUCUCAAUUCUCCUAUAUUCUCAAUAUCAAUUUUUUCCUUGUGCCUUCUCCUUUUUUUCGUCUUAGCACGAUCCAGGCUUCUAAAUCAUAGACUAUGCUUGAUUUCUAUUCAUAAAUACACACACAUAUAUUUAUAUAAAUAUAUAUGUACAUAUAUAUUU